Molecule: messenger RNA, 1835 nt
Organism: Otolemur garnettii (small-eared galago)
Lineage: Eukaryota; Metazoa; Chordata; Mammalia; Primates; Galagidae
Gene: THY1
Product: Thy-1 cell surface antigen
Exons: 4
Coding region: 175-660 (161 amino acids)
Source: RefSeq, a predicted model, not a curated record
CCCGGCUCCGCCUCUGAUUGGCUGAGUCCCCUGCCCUCCCCGCUCCCCCUCUCCUCCACCCCUGGUGAAAACUGCGGGCACCAAGUGAGGUACAGCAACUGGAGGUGGCGGCGAGUCCAGGAGGAGGCUGCAGCAGCGGAGGACCUAAAUCGAGGUCCAGGAGACCCCGGCACCAUGCACCCAGCCAUUGGUAUCGCUCUCCUGUUGACAGUUUUGCAGGUCUCCCGAGGGCAGAAGGUGACCAGCCUAACAGCCUGCCUGGCAGACCAGAGCCUUCGUCUGGACUGCCGCUAUGAGAAUACCACCAACAUGCCCAUCCAGUACGAGUUCAGCCUGACCCGUGAGACAAAGAAGCACGUGCUCUUUGGCACCGUGGGAGUGCCUGAGCACACAUACCGCUCCCGAACCAACUUAACCAGCAAGUACAACCUCAAGGUCCUCUACUUAUCCGCCUUCACCACCAAGGACGAGGGGGUCUACACAUGUGAACUCCGUGUCUCUGGCCAGCCCUCCUCCGUCUCCUCCCAGAAUGUCUCUGUGCUCAGAGACAAACUAGUCAAGUGUGACGGCAUAAGCCUGCUGGCUCAGAACACCUCGUGGCUGCUGCUGCUCCUGCUCUCCCUCUCCCUCCUCCAAGCCACGGAUUUCAUUUCCCUGUGACUGCUGGGGCCCGUGGAGGAUAUGGGAAGGCGCACAUCCCAGUGCAGAGAUCCUACUUCUCUGAGUCAGCUGACCACCCCCCUAUACCUCACACACCUCGGGGAGAAAUGGGGACCCCACCUCGUAUCAGGAGUCCCACUGCUGCAUGCCAUUAUCUACCCACCUCCCACUGCUACCUAACCCUCUCCGCACACCCCUGGCUAUCUUUUUGUACUCUGUUCCAGAGCUGCUUCUAUCUGGUUUAUUUAGGGUUUAUCCUUCCUUUCCUUUGGGAGUUUGUAUAAAGGGAAGCCAGGGCUGGGGACCUGGUGGAGAGUGAAAGCAUGUAAGGGGUAGUGGGAUAGAGGGUCAUCCUUGCCUAGUGGGACCAGAGGCCUGACCUGGAUGGGAGGUGUGGGACGUGUCCGGCCUAGCACAGACAUGGUCUGUGGUGAAAUCACCCCCAGUACGCAGUGCUGGCGCCUGAAGACCACAAACAUGAGGGCACCACCAACAUCUGUGGUCCAUCUGGGGAGGGAGAGAGCUGAGUGCCUGCAGGAACAUUCUCAGCCACAGUGAAAAAGCCCUGUCUUACCACUGGGGAAGCCCCCUGGGGACCUUGGCCCGGGGCACACCCCAGAGAAGAUUCAGAUUCCCCCCCCAAAGAAGAUUCAGAUUCAGCCAGAGGAUCUGCGUCAGUGGGGGGCUGGAGAAGGGGGUAGAAGGUGAGGGUCCCUCACUCCUCCCUUCCCGAGGAAGCUGAAAGUGUGAGCCAGCUGUCCCUCACUGCCCCCACCAGCAGUGAGAGGGCCGCACAGAAGGCCAAGCCCCUCCCAGGCUGUCUGAGAGCGCAAGAGCUUCCAGAAGUCAGGUAGGGUAGAGUCCCAGAGCCACAGGGAGUCUGGUCUAACCUUCCGAGGGAGUUGGUCUUCCCUCACCGUCAGAGCUAGCCUGAGCCCCUCAGCUACCCCCUGCCCCACAGGCCUUGCCUUCUCAGUGACCUCUGGGGGGGGCCUGAGGCAGUCGUGAUGUGAGACCCAGGAGCAGGACACUCCUUGGGUGAUGGUUUUCCCAACCCCUGGCUCCCUACCCGGCAGCUCUGCCUGUCCUGUGACUGUGUGUAGUGCCACCAUGGCUUAUGGCAUCUCAUUGAGGAAAAAGAAAACUGCACAAUAAAUCUAAGCCUCUGGACUCUG